Molecule: messenger RNA, 4543 nt
Organism: Anolis carolinensis (green anole)
Lineage: Eukaryota; Metazoa; Chordata; Lepidosauria; Squamata; Anolidae
Gene: ncapd2
Product: non-SMC condensin I complex subunit D2
Exons: 31
Coding region: 56-4273 (1405 amino acids)
Biological process (GO): meiotic chromosome condensation; mitotic chromosome condensation; mitotic cell cycle
Cellular component (GO): condensed chromosome, centromeric region; nucleus; condensin complex
Molecular function (GO): histone binding
Source: RefSeq, a predicted model, not a curated record
GCGAAGCGUUGAAGCUUUAGUUGAGUUUCCGGUCAAGACGUGGAGUGGAGCGGCCAUGGCUGCCUCUCUUUCGGCGCCUGCUUGGGAGUUCCACUUGCCUUUAACUUCCGCCGACUUGCUUCGCAGCGCCGCGCCUUCGCAGUACGCGGUGCAGGAGGUCUUGCCCGUCAAGCAGCUCCCGGGCCGGCUUUCAGAAUUUCGGAGAGCAUUCAACACACAAGGAGCUCUUGCUAUCCUGCAACAUUUUGAUACUCUAUACAGUAUUCUACACAACUUCAGAACUGUGGAUUCUGUUGUCAAGGAAGAUGCCCUAGAACUGAUGAUGAAGGUUGUGAUGAGCCAUUCCACUGCCCUGGCAUCCAUCCUGAGUAGUGCUGAUCUGGUGUCCUCACUUCGUGCUCUUCACCUGAAUGCCCUCAAGAUGAACUCUUAUGUACUAGUACGGCUGGGAGAGGCUUUUGAAAUGGAGUCUGGCAAAAACAACUUGGUGGGCCUGAAUUCCAAGAUAAAGGGCAAGAAAAACAAUGCUAAAGCCUUUCUGUGGGAAGAGGAAAGGCAGUCUGUCUUACAACUGUUCACACAGUUACUUCAGCUGGACCUUCAUCACUUGUGGAGUGGCUUGGUAGUGGAGGAAGAGUAUGUCAGUUUAGUGACAGGUUGUUGUUAUCGCAUCCUGGAAAAUCCUAGUAUUGGCCAUCAAAAGCAUCAGCCAACACGAGAGGCAAUUAUCCAUCUAUUAGGAGUUGCUCUACGACGAUAUAAUCAUAUGCUCAGUGCCACCCUGAGGCUCGUGCAUAUGCUUCCACACUUUGAACAUGUCGCUCCAGUGUUUGUGGAGGCUGUGGGUGUGUGGAUCAAGGAGUACGGUAUGAAGAGCAUUAUGGGAGAGUUACUCAGGGAGAUUGGGAAGAAGUGCCCUCAGGAGCUGGCCAGAGACGCUUCAGGGACAAAAGGCUAUGCCACCUUCCUUGCAGAAGUAGCUGAACAAACACCGUCCAUUGUGUUGGCCAACAUGAGUGUCUUACUUCACCAUCUGGAUGGAGAGAGCUAUGCGAUGCGUAACGCCAUUUUGACAGCUAUGGCAGAAGUGUUGCUGCAGGUCUUGAAUGGAGAGCAACUGGAAGAAACAGCAAAGAGUACAAGGGAUGACUUUUUGGAAACUUUGCAGGCACAUGUGUGUGAUAUCAAUGUAUUUGUGCGUAGUCGUGUACUGCAGCUCUUCACACGAAUUGUGCAACAAAAAGCCCUGCCUUUGACUCAAUUCCAUGCUGUAGUGUGUCUAGCUGUAGGUCGGCUACAAGACAAAUCUAUAAAUGUAGUGAAAAAUGCUAUUCAGCUGCUAGCUGCUUUCCUUUCCAACAACCCUUUCUCUUGUAAGUUAAGCUCCACAGAGUUAACUGAACUACUUGAAAAGGAGAAGCAGAAACUUCAAAAAAUGAAGGAACGCCGAACCACAACCGCAGUGGUGAUUUCUCCAGAGGAGGAAUGGGAAGCAAUGCAACCAGAGCUCCAGGCUACUCUGAAGAGUUGCCUUACCUCACAGGAACAGGAAGAUACAAGGCACACAUUCACAAUAGAGGACCCAGAACAAUUAUCCAACAGCGUUGUCCAGCUUUUGAGAAAAUCAAAUUACAAAGAUGCCAUCCAUCUGGUGCAAGAAGGGAUAAAUCAGUUCCAAGAGGUGGAACCCUUCAAGCAAAUAAUAGAGAAUGAUCAUGAAGAUCUUAUCCAGAGCAUGUUGAGAUCCUUUUAUCUAGGUUCUCGCACUGAAAACAGUAUUCAGGAAUCCGCAAAUGGUACACAAAAUGCUGAGAACGAAGAUCAAGCGCAGAACGAAGAAGAGCCCCCAGAAGAGUUGGUGAAGCAGGAGAUGCUUGUACAGUAUUUGCAGAAUGCUUACAACUUCUCUGAAAAAAUCACUGAAGCCUUGAAUAUGGUCUCCAAACUGAUGUAUGAAAGUUCUGUCUCCGUGGUACAAGAAGCCAUUGAGUUCUUUGUGAUAGUCUCUCAGUUUGGCAUCCCUCAGGCUGUUCUAGGAGUCCGCCAAAUGCUUCCCCUUAUAUGCUCUAAGGAUCCAGGAAUCAGAGAAGCUGUGUUGGAUGCUUACAGGAAGCUCUACCUCAACCCUAAAGGAGACACUGAAAGGAGUAGAGCUCAAAACCUGAUGCAAUCUCUUUUCCUUCUCAUGAUCGAUGCGUCAUUGGGGACUAUUCAGUGCCUUGAAAAAAUUAUCUCUGAAUUUGUUCAAAAAGAUGAGAUAAAACCCGCAGUGAUCCAGUUGCUGUGGGAGCGAUUUGCAGAGAAAUCACCGUGCUCAGUGCUGGAGCGUCGUGCUUCUAUCAUGCUUUUGGGAAUGAUGGCAAGGGGGAAACCUGAGAUUGUAGGGAGCAACCUUGAUAUCUUGAUAACAGUGGGACUGGGUGAACGUGUGCAUGAAGAUUAUCGCUUUGCCUUGGAAGUGUGUAAUGCCAUCUCUAAAAUUGGCAAUAACCAUAAGCCUAGUCCUGGAAAAAGCAGCUCCCCAUUCCGGCUUCCCCAGUCACACAUACUCUUCGAGCGCCUGCGUGAAGUCAUAACCGUGGGCUUUGGAAGACCUUGUGCACACUGGAUCCCUUUCACCCAGGCAGCAAUUACUCUCAUCUAUCAAUUGGCAGAAGGGCCUGACGAAAUAUGUGCCCAGAUCUUACAGUCUUGUAGCCACCAAGCCUUGGAGAAGUUGCAGGAGAAAGAAGGUUCAGAGGCAGAUGUGGCCGACUCCUCUCCCAAUGAAGUUGCAGAUGAUUCUAGCACAAUUGACACCACAGUGUUGACACAUUUGGUCUCCCUUGCGGGGGAUGUGGCCUUGCAGCAGCUAGUGCAUUUGGAGUUAUCAGUAAGCAGUGAGCUACGAAGGCGGCGGCUCCUUGGGGAAGAACAACAAGCAAAUGAACAUGCAGCAAACAAUACAAAAGCACAAAAGAACAAGAGCACUGGGAAUGAGACCACCAUGGAUGAGGACCUCGGAUUGGUUGGGGCUUCUGCGGAGGACACGGAGGCAGAACUCAUCCGCAGCAUUGAGGAGACAGAGCUCCUGGAUGGAAAACAGUUGCUUUCAGCUUUUAUCCCACUGGUGCUCAAGAUUUGUAACAACCCAGGACUCUAUGGUGAUCCGGUGUUGACAGCCGCGGCUGCAUUGACCCUUGGAAAACUCUGCAUGAUCAGUUCAGAGUUUUGUGAUGCUCACUUGCGGCUCUUCUUCACAAUGAUGGAAAAAUCCACCCACUCCAGUGUGCGCGCCAACCUAAUGAUUGCAGCUGGAGACCUGGCCAUCCGCUUCCCCAACCAGGUGGAACCCUGGACACCUCACCUGUAUGCCAGGCUGCGUGAUCCUUGUCCGUACGUGAGGAAGACAGCUGCUUUGGUAAUGACUCACUUGAUCCUGAAGGACAUGGUAAAAGUGAGGGGACAAGUGAGUGAAAUGGCCACUCUUCUUAUUGAUCCUGAGGAGGAAAUUGUUGGGCUGGCCCGGAACUUCUUCACUGAACUCUCCAGCAAGGACAACGCUGUGUACAACUUGCUACCAGAUAUUAUCAGCCGUCUCUCAGAUCCAGAAUCGGGCAUAGAGGAACAGUCUUUCCGGACCAUUAUGAGGCAACUUUUCUCUUAUAUCACAAAGGACAAGCAGACAGAGAGUUUGGUGGAAAAGCUUUGUCAGAGAUUCCGGACUGCGCAAACAGAGCGUCAGCACCACGACCUGGCUUAUUGCCUGACCUUGCUGCCACUCACAGAACGGGGUCUCCGUAAAAUGCAAGACAAUUUUGAUUGCUUUGCUGACAAACUUCAGGACAAAGAGGUCUACAAUUGCUUCCUGGCGAUGCUGGUUCGACUCCGCAGGGUGGGGACAAAGCCUGAGAUGAAGGCUAUUACCGAAGAAUUUGAGCAGAAACUCCGGGUGUGUCACAGCAAGGGUCUGGACUCUGUCAUUGAAGCUCCUGGGGAGUCUAUAGGCCAAGAAGACAAGAAUAUUUCUAUGCUGCAGUCGUCGAAAAAAACAGCAGCAAGCUCACGCCGACGACCUCUACGUAGCAGCAAUAGAGAUUCAGACUCUUCCUUCAUCACUCCUGAGCCUUGUGUUUCCAGACCUCACAGAAAGACCAAAUCAAAAAUUACUAUUGUCUUUUCUAGCGACGAGGAGAACAGUCUGGAGGAAGAACUCCAUGCUGAAAUGACAGAGGAGGAAACACCUAAGAAAACCACACCCAUUUCCCGUAAAUCAUCCCGCAGUGUGCGGUGACGUUGCCUUCCUCUGACUGCAGGAAGCAGCCAUGUAGGCAUGUCUUAUUUCCUUGUGCUGCCCCAGCAAGGUAGAGAUCAUAUCGUUGAUCCCCACUUCCUGCCUCUGUUAUUUCUCCUUGCCAGUAAUCUAUGAUGGGCUUGUCUUGCUUUUAAUGACUUGCUCAUUCCAUAUAUUUUGUAUAGUGUUACCUUCUCGUUCGUUUAAUCUUUUUUUUUUCCUGUGGACAUUUGAUUUGUUUGGAAUAAAGCUUUUUGUGUUUAUGAUGCA